UACGCACAGUCGGUGUAUUGAGGGUAUGUGGAAAGUAGGAAUGUCGGAGGAGGUUGGAAAAGCGUUGCAAGCGGUGGUAGACAGGGUAAAUCAAGCCGCGGCACGUCGCCUCAAGACGUUGCCUGCGGUGCCGCCCCGCCUGGUAGCUGUAAGUAAGACGAAACCACCUGACAUGGUGAUCGAGGCUUACCGAAAAGGACAUCGCAACUUUGGUGAAAACUAUGUGAAUGAACUUGUGGAUAAAGCUUCAAAUCCUCAGAUUUUAGAAUCAUGCCCAGAAAUUGAGUGGCAUUUUAUUGGCCAUUUACAGAAGAACAAUGUCAACAAACUUUUGGGUGUACCAAACCUGUUUAUGGUGGAGACAGUGGACUCUGUCAAGUUGGCCGACAAGGUAAACAGCUCCUGGCAGCGGUUGAGAACAGUUAGCACGCAGACGUUAAAGAUCAUGGUUCAGAUCAACACCAGUGGGGAGGAAAGUAAACAUGGACUGCCUCCUGGUGAGACCGUGACCACAGUGAAACACAUUUUAUCCAAAUGCUCUGCCCUACACUUCUCCGGACUCAUGACCAUUGGUCGCUAUGGCUACGACCUAGCUGAUGGUCCUAACCCAGAUUUUCAGGCUUUGCUGAGUCGGCGACAGGAAGUGUGUACCAGUCUACAGCUCCCGCUUGAGGAUGUUGAGCUUAGUAUGGGCAUGUCCACUGACUUUGAACACGCGAUUGAGGUGGGUUCAACCAACGUGCGAGUGGGUAGUACUAUUUUUGGUAAUAGGGAUUAUCCCAACACUCCCAGUCCAGAGAAAAAGUCAAAGGUUCGGACAGAAGAGGCAGCUAAGAAGAUGGAGCGUCUCACUCUGACAGAACAGUGAUGUUUCUCCUUCCUACACUCACACAGGCUGAAAAGGAUUUAGUAUUUUAUGAGAUUUUCUGGAAAAAACAACAGCAAGCUUCCACAGUAUGUCUUAAUGAUGUCUUUGGUUGAUAUAGUACUUUUCUACAGAGCCCGUUCAUUUAUUUGAGCAUUUUUGGAUGGCGUUCGAUCUUUAAGUUGACAUUACAAACUUCUUCUCACAUUAGACAUAGAUUCUCAUUAAUCAAUUGAUGAUAUUGGAUAUAAGACGUUCCAGACCUCCCAUCUUGAUCUUGUGCCAACCCUAGGUUCAAUAGAUACCGUUUAACACGAUAACGUAAAUAGAGAUCAUUCGGAGAGUCAAGCGGAGAUCGAGUUUAUAUCUAAACAAGCAAAUGUUUUGAUGAUUUGAUAUUUUUACAACCUAGAAUGAACAUGUUCAAUAUCCCAGUGAUUGGGAAUCUUACAUUGGUAAAAUGUCCUAUUUUUCUUGCAAAAUACUUAUGUUUAUUAAAUCAUAUCCCCCCCUCCAUCAUGACAUAUUUUACAUUUUAGUCAUUUAGCAGACGCUCUUAUCCAGAGCGACUUAGUUAGUGAGUGCAUACAUAUGGUAUUGUGAGUAAAUUAAAUAGUUUUGUAUGGUGUCAAAUAUUUGAUGUUUUUUUAUAAUUGAUAAACAAAAUUACAAAACGGCAGGUAAAGAUCGAUUCAUACCAUAUGUUUACGUUGCAGUAUUUCAUUUUGUGUGAUGUCCGUGAUUCAUUUGGUCUGAAUUAUUUGUUGGUGCACUAAAAGAUUGAACAAUUAACCUAUGCAAAGAGGAAAUAGUUUAGUUUGUUCUGUUAUGAGAAUUUCUACCCUAUAGUUAUUAUGGAACAAUGAUGCUGUAGUUACCAUCAAUGUAAAACUAAAUCCAUAACUAAAGAUGAUAAUGCUUACAUUGUGAAUUGUAUUGCUAAACAUUCACUUAAACAAGAUACAGGGUUAUAGUUGAUAUUAAGGAAGCUGACGAGCAAUAAAAUAUUUAUUGAAAAUAACUGUUGUUAUAUUUUUUCCCUAUUCAGGAAAUGUAAAUGAAUGUUAUAUAAACAAAGAACCACAGAUGUGAAUCAAAUCCUUUUUCAAUUUUUAUUGAGUACAUUGAAAUGACAGCCAACCAAAAGUAAAACCCUUAAUAAUGACAAAUGAAGACCUUGUGACUUUAUUCCUCAUCAUACCACUACAGUAUUGUCAUUAAACAUUGUAUUCGCAGCUUACUGAUAUCUAGAUUGUAACCUAAACCUUGUUCAGUUUUGAAUAACUUCAUGGUAUUUUAUCAUGGGCAUUUUUUUUUUUUUU
This is a messenger RNA of Coregonus clupeaformis (lake whitefish), 2187 nucleotides long. RefSeq names its product pyridoxal phosphate homeostasis protein-like. NCBI's taxonomy places the organism in Eukaryota, Metazoa, Chordata, Actinopteri, Salmoniformes, Salmonidae. Bases 26 to 868 code for a protein of 280 amino acids. Gene Ontology annotation, cellular component: intracellular anatomical structure. The record is from RefSeq and is a predicted model, not a curated record. Gene Ontology annotation, molecular function: pyridoxal phosphate binding. The transcript is spliced from 8 exons.